AUGGAGUUCAGUAUAUCUAGGUACUACAGUGCCUUCGAUGUACAGAACGAUUUUGAUAUAGAUACAUCAGACAUUGAUGAAAAGCUAUGUCAUGCUACUAACGCAUUGGCGAAUAGCUGGGAGGCGGUUCAUCAUAACACUGAGCUUCUCGAAGAACUAAUAGACUUGGCUCACGGGUUCCAGCAGCUUGAUUCGAAGCACAAAAAGCAAGUGAACUACCUCAUAUCGUCAUCACUCCUGAAUGCGUCCCGCCAAUGCAAAAUUAUGAUCGAAGAGGGGGAUUACGUUGAUACAGCAGAUGUGCUCAAGCUGUGUCUAGAGAAAUAUGGCUAUUUAAUGUUCGUACUCCUAAAUUUCCUAUCCAGGGAAGACUUCCCAACAAGUACAUCUGCCAGACAGAAGCAAUCGUCGGUAGCAUGGAAUAACAACUGUCAGCAAGUAGAUGAUGCUCUUGCGUCAAUUGUGCCUUGUUUGCAACUAGACUUAUCCAAGAUAUUUGUGACGACUCCGGAGAAAAACCAGCUUCUUGAUUUGUUUCUUCGACCUAUCUUCCACCUUAUGGAGCUCCCUGAGCGUAUGAAGGUCAACAACAUUCGAAUUGUCAUGUUUCGUAUCAUAUCGCUUGCGGUGACGCUUCAUGGCAGCGAAGAGAGCGUACAAAACUCCGUCAUUCAAUCGUUAACAUACUACCCACAUCUCCCACAGUACAUGGCAGAAUUGCUACAUACAUUGGACAAGUCGUUUGAUCACAUCAAGCUUGCUGAGGAUAUCCUUCUCGAAAUAAGUCAAUUAGAAUUCAAUGCCAACGAUACAAAUGGGCCGAAAGCGGUAUCAGAGUUUUUGGUCAAGAUGUCUGAGCUCAGUCCAAGACUAAUCUUGAAGCAAAUGGCUUCAAUUAGUCAGAUCCUCGACAAUACAAACCAAUCGCUACGGUGUUCAGUUAUUGAGACUUGUGGUAACAUUGUGGUCGACGCCUUCAAAGCUUACUUUAAUAGUACUUACUCGUCUGAGGAUGAACACGCCGAGAUAAGUAUGAAGCAGAUUUCGAAGUUAUUCUCCUUACUCAAGCAACGUACCCUAGAUCAGAAUCCAUUCGCAAGAACGAAGGCCUUGCAGGCUAUGGUGAAGGUUUUCAAUCAGUCCCCGGUGAAGGAGUACGUUGUAGGUGCGCUCGAGCCAUCUGAAUCGAAUGAGUUGGAUGUUGAUCCUGCAAAUCUGUGGUAUCAAGAGGUUUUGGACGUCGCAAUAACUGGUCUUUACGAUAGAAGUACCUUGGUUCGCCGUAAUGCUAUCAAGCUCUUAUCGAAGAUUUUGAUUGAGCAUCCCUUCUCGUCAAAGGAGAACUUAAGAAUGCUGUACACUCGAUGGGAAAGGAAACUCGAUGAGCUUAAAGCUGCUAGCCAGAAUAUCAUUCCUGAGCUGUACUUCCAAAAGUUUGCCGAUCAGAACGAGAAGAGAGAGCUGUCUGCACCGAAAGGAUCUUUAAAGACGAUUGAUGAGGAUGACAUGGAUGUUGACAGUGAAGAGACUCAUAAGGGUAAUGAUAAGGGUGACGAAGAGCAGGAGGAGGAUGGUGAACUGGGCCCAGAUCAGAGAGAGUCGGUCUUGGCCGAAUUGAAUCUGGAGAUCAACACUGAAGAUUUUGAUAAGGUCAAAAGCUUGAUGAAGCUUUGGGAGUACUACAACUGUGUUUUGGCAUUUAUAAGGAAGCUUGAAAGAGGAGUGGCUAUCACGACAUCUCUCUUAUUUUCAAAGAACAGAAACGAGGUACUUGAAGCUAUGGAUUUCUUGGUCUGCGCGGAUGCAUAUGGUAUUGAGAAUGCCAGCCAGGGCAUUCGCAAGAUGCUUCACUUGGUCUGGAUGAAGGGCUCUUCAGACGAGGGAAAAUCGAUUGCCAGUCAACUUGUCGAGUGUUACAAGCUACUUUUUCUUACAACGCCCUCAAAUAUCACAGCACAACAGGCCUCGGAGAUGAAGGCACGAAAUUUGAUCAAAAUCACCAUCGAUGCUACAGUUGCCGACUUGGCGUCCCUUGAAAAGCUCAUGUGUAUGAUUUAUGAGGGUAAGUUGAUCGAUUGGGGAAUGAUUGAACUGUUGUGGUAUAUCUACAGUAAAGCGGGAUCUAAUGAGAGUCGCUACUCGCAAGCCCAAAUUCACGGUGCCAUCAUUGUUCUUGGAAUGAUCUCAUCUGCUAAUCCUGCAAUUGUACAAUGUGGGCUCAAGUCGCUUCUUGAGAUUGGCCUCGGUCUGGUGGGUCGCCUGGAUUUGGUCUUGUGCAAGCACUCAUGCGCUACCUUGUUAAAGAUUGUGCAGCCUCUGAAGAAAAGAGCUACUCUGCAAUUGUUUACGGAUGACAGUGAGGCCGCUGAAAGACUCAAAGGGAUUUUGUUGUGCUACACCACUCAGAGAGAGUGGUUUCCAGUUGCAGAGCAAGCCAUCAAUGCAGUGUUUAGGACUUUACAGAACCCAAUAACGUUCUGUGAUGGAAUUAUCAGAGCUAAAAGCAAAGCUGUUUUUGUGAAAGAUAGCGACGCGGAGUCCAGUACAGUUGCCUUGACACAACUUCUCUUCAUCGUGGGGCACGUUGCGAUCAAAACCAUUGAGCAUUUGGAAACUCUCGAGGCUCAGUUCAAGAAGAUGAAGCAUGAUAUCGAAGCUGAGAAGAGUAAUCAGCGCAAGGCGAGUACAACCGAAAAUGAAUUGGAAAUGAUAGGAGGAACAUCGGAAGAUGACUUCACGGAUGUUGUUGCUUACAUCAGAGAGACCGAGAUAUUGUACGGUGAGAAAUCUCUUUUGGCAAAGUUUGGAGGCUUGGUCACUGAAAUUUGCACCAACAGAAAAGCCUACAACAACCUAACCCUUCAACGGUCGGCUGUUCUUUGUUUAUCCAAACUAAUGUGUGUCUCGACAAAAUUUUGUGAGGCCAAUUUGCCCUUGUUUAUUACAAUCAUGGAAAAGUCUGAGGACCCCGUGAUCAGGUCAAACUGUGUUUUGGGUCUUGGUGAUAUGGCUGUGUGCUUCAACAAUUUGGUCGAUGAAAAUACGGACUUCUUGUAUCGUCGUCUCACCGAUGAAAACUUGAUGGUGCAAAGAACAUGCCUCAUGACGGUUACAUUUCUCAUCUUGGCCGGUCAAGUGAAGGUGAAAGGACAACUUUCAUCUAUGGCCAAGUGUCUUGAAAACCCGGAUCAAGGUAUCAGCGACAUGUGUAGGUUGUUCUUCACAGAGUUGGCUACCAAGGACAACGCCAUUUACAAUGCUUUCAUUGAUAUAUUCAGUGGUCUUUCAAACGACGACACAUUAUCCAAAGACGCAAUGAAGAGGAUUAUCAAAUUUUUGGUGCUCUAUAUCGAUAAGGAGAAGCACCAGAAGCAAUUGUCAGAAAAGCUCUUGGUGCGGUUGACAAAAGCCGAGAGCGAGAAGCAAUGGAAUGACAUCGCUUUUGUGUUGACGACAAUUCCCUACAAAAAUGACAUUAUCACACAAGCCUUAGAAGCGGGAUUCAAAUCAACGGCUUCAGCAAGAGAAUAG
Candidozyma auris is the source of this 3531-nucleotide messenger RNA. RefSeq names its product condensin subunit YCS4 (gene YCS4). The record is from RefSeq and is a predicted model, not a curated record. The transcript has a single exon. Gene Ontology annotation, molecular function: histone binding. Gene Ontology annotation, cellular component: condensed chromosome, centromeric region; nucleus. Gene Ontology annotation, biological process: meiotic chromosome condensation; mitotic chromosome condensation; mitotic cell cycle. NCBI's taxonomy places the organism in Eukaryota, Fungi, Ascomycota, Pichiomycetes, Serinales, Metschnikowiaceae. Bases 1 to 3531 code for a protein of 1176 amino acids.